Glossina fuscipes is the source of this 805-nucleotide messenger RNA. RefSeq lists its product as uncharacterized. Lineage: Eukaryota; Metazoa; Arthropoda; Insecta; Diptera; Glossinidae. The record is from RefSeq and is a predicted model, not a curated record. The transcript has 3 exons. The coding region runs from base 17 to 805 and encodes 262 amino acids.
UCUGCACGCACGAGAUAUGAUUAUCAAGUACACGCCUAAAGAUUGGUUCCGGGGGAAAAUGUAUGUCAGUCAGCAUUCGAAAGAUUGCAUGAUUCAAGGCAAUGGAACGAAAAGCACACUGCUACGUUUAACAAUUGGUAGCGAAGCAAAAGAAAAUAAAUGCGGCAUAUUAAGGGCUUAUGAAGUGACAAAAAAUUAUCAAAGAAUUUUUAUCUCAACUUUAGUGGUUAUACAAAAUAAUCGAAACGUUCAAACGCAGGGAGAUCGUUUAAUAAAAGUUGGUUCCAUUAUGAGUAACGUUACUGCGAAAGAGUUCUCUGGUAAAAAUGACGAUAAAGCAAAUAAUCGAGAUGAAAAUACGCUGAAACCCGAAGAAGAAAUGAUGCCGAACGCCAUAGCCUUAGAAUCGUCUUUGGAUUUUUCAAGGAGUUUUCUGCUCAAUGAGGGCUCUUUACACUACAAUAUUAGUGAUUCGUAUCAUCCGAUGCCAAAAAUUACUUUACAAAUUAUCGAUUUAAACCGAAAUCAUCAGACAAAUGACGUACAAAUCGAUCAAAGCUUAGAACUACGUAUAAGUGCAGAAUAUACCCAACAAGAGUUAAGGGAAUUUAAUGCACUGCAACUGCCACCAUUGCCAGAUUUUAGAGCUACGGGUUGUCCAGAUGAGAAUUGCUUACAUUCUUCUAGCCAUUCAAAUCCAUGGUCAAUCUCAACUGUUGAAGAACCAGUGGCUAGAAAACGAAGGGAAACGAAUGAAAAUGAGAAACUAAUGGCAAAAUUCGAAAUACAAAAAGAAGUAAUUUGA